AUGGUCGGCAACAUGGUACCUUUUCGAACUUUCUUUUUCAUUACUUCCAUGGUCGUGCCUUGUGGCACGGCAGCACUACUAUUGAAAUGGUUCGUCAGUAGAGAAUGUUCCCACUGGUGCCCCUUCUUCCAUGGUACUAUAAUUCCUAUUCUUCCCUGAAUUCCUUUUUUGGUCUAUCUACAUUCCAGGAAAUCUAACGCUCCAUGGACAGAGCAAAAAAGUGGAGUGUUGGUCAGAGCAAGCCGCCCUAUUCUAUUACCAAAUAUAAUUGGGAGAGCAUCCGCUAGAAUGCUUUAUUUCGUUUCGUUCGUUCUUCAUUUCCUUCUUCUCGAAUCCAUGGGGGACUUGUCAUAUUUAGAAUCUUUCUGGGGCCUGCUCUGUUUACAAUUCUUUCGUACUCUCUUCUCUUUACCCCGUGAUAGGUCAUCGAAGCGUGAGCGGGCGCGGAGAAGGAAAGGCCAAACACUUCGGCCUACCGGGAAUGAGCAACGACGAAAUGACAAGAUGAGGUGCCCGGGCACCCAUAUAGAAAGAAGGGUCGAAGGUUUUGGGCCUGUAGUUCCCGCCCCCCCUUCGUCGAGUGGUGCUUGUUUGGGGGGUGUGGCGCCAGAAAUCGGGCUUGAAGCUCUCGCCUUACCAACGAGCCGACUGCUGAUGGCUGUUGGUCACGACUACUACAAAAAAGUGAAGAUGAAUCUUCCUAUUUUACAUGGAGGAGUGUGCAUCUUUAUGUUGGGUGUUCUUCUGUCGUGCGACCGUGCUUAUGUGCGACCUGUGGCCACGCCUCUAUUUGUUCAGGGCGGCGGCGUGAACUCUGAUUCGAUCGCGGUAAUGCAAUCCGCCGCUGAGAUGCUCAGUGACUCCUUAACCUUGAUAGGAAGAUGGCUUAUUCUCAAAAUUCGUGCAUAA
Asparagus officinalis (garden asparagus) is the source of this 909-nucleotide messenger RNA. Its product is annotated as cytochrome c biogenesis CcmF C-terminal-like mitochondrial protein. The record is from RefSeq and is a predicted model, not a curated record. Gene Ontology annotation, biological process: cytochrome complex assembly. Lineage: Eukaryota; Viridiplantae; Streptophyta; Magnoliopsida; Asparagales; Asparagaceae.